Messenger RNA from Orbicella faveolata, 1756 nucleotides. RefSeq lists its product as uncharacterized. The record is from RefSeq and is a predicted model, not a curated record. NCBI's taxonomy places the organism in Eukaryota, Metazoa, Cnidaria, Anthozoa, Scleractinia, Merulinidae.
CUGACAGAAGAUUCAAUGUUUAUAGUGAUGGAUUGGGCAAUGAAGUUCCUACAGCGGCGAUUUCGUGAAAAGCAGUGCGACUGGUAUGCUAAGAGGGGAAUGAACUGGCACGUUAGCUGUGCUGUCACGAGUGAUGGAAAGGGGAAUUUUUUCGUUUCGUUCUACAACCACCUAUUCAACAGCUGUUCACAGGAUUGGUUCUCUGUGCUGUCCAUCUUGGAGAGUCUCCUAAUCACCAUUCGCUCCUCAUAUCCAAAGGUGAAGAAGGCUUACUUCAAAUAAGACGAAGCCGGCUGUUAUCACAGUAGCCAGCUUAUUGUUGCCGCCCGUGAUGUUGGAGAGCGUGUAGGUGUGUCACUUCAGAGAUACGACUUUUCUGAGCCAGUCUGGGAAAGACGUAUGUGACAGGAUCCUAUGCCCCUUGAAAGGUGCCAUAAGGAGAUACUGUAACGAAGGCCACGACGUUCUCACUGCCAGUGAUAUGCACACAGCGCUCAAAGAAAGACCAGUUCAAGGAUGUACCGCAGCUCUAUGUCGCGUAAAUGAAACAAAGAAAGAUUUAGAUAUCAAGAAACUCCAGCAAUUUAGUGCCAUGCACGACUUUUCAUAUCAACAAGACGGGCUCAGAGUGUGGAAGGCAUUCCAAGUUGGCCCUGGCAAACUCAUUCCGUGGAAUGAAAUUUACAUUAAGCAUCAAGGCGCCACCGAUCUCACAACAGAACAGGAGAAUUUUGGCUUCACUCCGAGAGUAACGCAUGGAAGCGCGCAUGAUAGUGGUGAUGCGGAAAGCAGCUGUGAAUUGGGGCUAGUGUUGGAAUGCCCAGAACCAGCAUUUGCUAGGAUAUUCAAAUCUGUCGAAGAAAUGGAGUUUCACAUAUCUGUUGGACAACAUACAGAGAGUGUGUACGACAAACUCAAACUAGGCUGUGUUGAAAAAUUCUCAUCCCUUACCCUUUCAGAAGACGACAGUACCAAUUUUAUCGAGAGACACGGUAGCGAACCUUUCCAGUCGAAUUUAAGUGAAGGAUGGGCACUUCAUAAGCCUAAAGGUGGCGCUGUUCGCUUCUCAGAGAAAUUAAGGCAGUAUCUCACCUCCAAGUUUGAAGUUGGUGAACAAUCUGGAAGGAAAGAGGAUCCGCGACGAGUCUCGCAAGAUAUGAGGAAAGCGAAGGGGGAACAAGGGGAGCGCCGGUUUUCCCGGGAAGAGUGGCUAACCAAAGCCCAAAUACAAGGAUUUUUCUCCCGUUUGUCCUCCUCGAGAAAAAGACGGGCAGGUCCGUCUCUGAGCACCGCGAUUGACGAUAAAUCUGACGAGGAAUUAAUUGACGAGGAAGAAGUGAGUCACAUGACCACUGUCGAAUCAGCUGUAACCGAAAUUGGCUUAACGCAUCCUAUUGUCUAUGACUUUUAUGACUUGUGUGACUACGUCAAGAAGGAAAAAUUGAACUAUUUGACUGUUUCCAUGCUUAAGGAAAUCUGUACUUUCUUCGAGCUCCCAUUUAAGUCUAGAGAUUCCAAAGCUGUUCUAAUGUCAAAAAUAAAGGAAAUGGCCCAUGAAUGCCAGUGCUCAGUGGAAGGAUAAUUACACCAUAAAGCAGUGACGCAAUGGCCCUUGUUGCUUUUGCUUUGACUUUGUGACGUGUUUUUGUCACAAUUUGAAUAGACACGCGUCUUUCUUAUGUACUAUUUUAACGGGAAACCAAACAGUAUCAUUUUAUUUCCAAGUAGGUAUAUAUUCAGUCGUUCUUAGCGACCA